GAAUGGUCGGAACAUGGGUGGAGAAACAACCCUUCGUUGCUAGCAGCUAGUUGUUAUUGCGCAAAGUGUCUUUAAUAGUUGAAAAAGUUUCAAAAUUACACCAGGUUUACAUGACUAUAAAACAAAACGCAGUUGGUCAACGGUAUCUAGUUUAAUCAGAGGAAAAGUUUUAUUUCAAAUUUACAUCUAAGUUAGCAUCCAGCAGGCUAGCGUUAGCGAUGAUGGACAGUGAAAUGUCUGAUAUGGAUCAGCCUCCAGCUGUGGAUAACAGCAGCAUGGAGGAGGAGAAUGCACCCUUGUACUGCAUAUGUCGGAAACCAGACAUCAACUGUUUCAUGAUUGGGUGUGACAGCUGUAAUGAGUGGUUCCACGGUCACUGCAUAAACGUGACUGAAAAGAUGGCCAAAGCUAUCAGAGAGUGGUACUGCCAGCGAUGUCAGGAGAUGGAUCCAUCUCUUGAGAUAAAGUACCGGUCCAAGAAGAAUCGAGAAAAGGAAGCUGAACCAGAGAGAGCUGAAAAGCGGUCAAGUACUCCAGACUUCAAACUUGAUAAGCGUCGAGGAUCUAAAGUCAAGCGGUCUGCACGUAUGUGUGGCGAAUGUGAACCCUGCCGGCGCACUGAGGACUGUGCUCAAUGUGACUUCUGCAAAGACAUGAAAAAAUUCGGGGGCCCAAACAAAAUCCGGCAGAAAUGUCGACUGAGACAGUGUGUAGUCCGUGCACGGAAAAUGCUGCGCGUUCGGGAUGAGGAGUUUUCCCUGCGUGAGAGGAGGGAGAAUAUAAUGCACAGAGACAGACGAUACUCGGACGACUUUGAUGAGAAUGAGAUGGAGCUAUACCAGCAAUACAAGGAGCAAAACAUGCCAUGGGGAAGUGAGGAUGAGGAUGGGCCUGUUUAUAGCCCUGCUCGGCGCAAAAAAGCAAUAAAAGUAAAGCACGUUAAGAGGCGAGAGAAGAAAAUUGACAAAAAGAAGGAGUCUCGUCGGCAUAAGCAGAAACAGAAGCAUAAAGAUAGGAUGCGACACAGUGACAGGGCCGACGGCCAUCAUACUGGAGAUUUACGCCAGUGCCUGGGCCCAAACUGCAUUGAGGCAGCCCGCCCAAACUCUAAAUACUGCUCUGAGGACUGUGGCAUGAAGCUGGCAGCCAAUCGGAUCUAUGAGAUUUUGCCACAGCGCAUCCAACAAUGGCAACAAAGUCCGUGUGUGGCGGAGGAGCAGGGCAAGAAGCAGCUGGAGCGAAUCCGGCGUGAGCAGCAGGCUGCGCGCAUGCGCCUCGCUGAAAUGGAGCGUCGCUUCCAUGAAUUGGAGGGGAUCAUCGCAAAAGCCAAACAGCAGGUGGUGCAGCAGGACGAGGAGGUGAAUGAAACAGACAGUGAGGAUACAGACCUUCAGAUCUUCUGUGUUUCCUGCAGUCAUCCCAUUAACCCCAAGGUGGCGCUGAGGCAUAUGGAGAGGUGUUACGCUAAGUAUGAAAGCCAGACAUCGUUUGGGUCCGUUUUCCCAACGCGAAUAGAAGGGGCGACGAGACUGUUCUGUGAUGUUUAUAACCCUCAGAGUAAAACAUACUGCAAAAGACUUCAAGUGUUAUGUCCGGAACACUCCAGAGACCCAAAGGUGCCAGUGGAUGAGGUGUGUGGAUGUCCUUUAGUGCAGAAUGUGUUUGAGCCGACAGGUGAAUACUGCAAGGUUUCAAAGCGCAAGUGCAACAAACAUUACUGUUGGGAGAAACUCCGGAGGGCAGAAGUGGACCUAGAGCGUGUCCGAGUGUGGUACAAGCUGGAUGAGUUGUUUGAGCAGGAGCGCAAUGUGAGGACAGCGAUGACGAACAGAGCGGGGCUGCUGGCCCUAAUGCUGCACCAAACCAUACAGCAUGACCCACUGACCACUGACUUGCGCAGCAACAAGGACAGAUAGCCAUACAGCCCGUUAUACUUGACAUCUUCACAUUGCAGUUGUGGUUAUUCACCAUUUGUUAUUAGUUGUAAUUUUUUUUUAUUUAAGAUGUAAUUUAAACAAGCUCAAAGGGAUGGACAAUAUAAUGUAUAGGAUUUUGCAUUCAUUGAAAAUGCCACUCGUGUCUGUUUCAGUGACUGGGACAUCUGCAAUGCAGGCAACUGUUUCAUAAUUUUUCACGAUUUCUGUUCUUUUUAUUUCCUUGUUUUAUAUAUCUUAAAGGGUCCAUAUCAUGAAAACACAUUUUUUUUUUU
Molecule: messenger RNA, 2209 nt
Organism: Colossoma macropomum (tambaqui)
Lineage: Eukaryota; Metazoa; Chordata; Actinopteri; Characiformes; Serrasalmidae
Gene: cxxc1b
Product: CXXC finger protein 1b
Exons: 14
Coding region: 219-1916 (565 amino acids)
Biological process (GO): positive regulation of DNA-templated transcription
Cellular component (GO): Set1C/COMPASS complex
Molecular function (GO): zinc ion binding; DNA binding
Source: RefSeq, a predicted model, not a curated record